This is a messenger RNA of Gordionus sp. m RMFG-2023, 4916 nucleotides long. RefSeq lists its product as uncharacterized. The transcript is spliced from 12 exons. Lineage: Eukaryota; Metazoa; Nematomorpha; Gordioida; Chordodea; Parachordodidae. Gene Ontology annotation, biological process: regulation of cell population proliferation; anatomical structure development; regulation of transcription by RNA polymerase II. Gene Ontology annotation, cellular component: nucleus. Gene Ontology annotation, molecular function: DNA-binding transcription factor activity, RNA polymerase II-specific; RNA polymerase II transcription regulatory region sequence-specific DNA binding. The record is from RefSeq and is a predicted model, not a curated record. Bases 28 to 4311 code for a protein of 1427 amino acids.
ACCAUUCAAGAGAUGAUUCGAUUAUAAAUGAAUGUUGCGAAAGACGUUAAAACUUGCUUCCCUAAUAAUUCUCAUUUGUUUCUAACUUCCGAUGAAUUAAAUGGCCACGCGCUUCUCAGUGCUAAUUCAAAUAAUGAUUAUAAGGAUCAGGAUUGUAUUCUACAAAAAAAGGCACUAGUUGAGGAGGACAUAGUAAGAAUCAACCUUAAUAAUAUUAAAAGGCUAUCUAGUCAUACCUUCGGUGAUCUAAAACCUAUCAAUGGUAAAGAGAUAUCAAUAAUGAAUAAAAUGGAAGAUAUGAACAUAGAAAUGGACAACGAUAAUGCCAGGGUGACUAAGGAAAAAAAUAUUUUUACGCAGGCGAAUUACGAUGCAACUGUUCGAAAGGAUCUUUUACGGGGCCUCAACGGUUAUUGUUCCCCGGAAAAGAUUGCUAAUUCAGACCUUGAAUUCAUUGAAAAAGAGGAGAAAAAAACAUCCAUCUUAAGUGAGAGUAAUGAGAUGAAUGAGGUAUACAUUAACAAUAUCGAAGAUAAAAAAUUAACAAACAAAAUAUCUAAUCAUGAAAUUGUUCUAAUUUCUAAUACCGGUGAUUCUAUCAAUAAUUUAUCUAUCCCUUCCUGUCCCGAUGCAAACUCAACAUUCACGGAAUCGAAUGAUAUACAUUUUAAUAAUAUGAGCGGUCAUAAAUCUGAUGCUAUUACCAGUAUUAUUAAUAACAACUGUAAAAAUGAUGACAUUAAUUUCGAGAAACAAAUAAUUUUUGUAAACGCGGACAAUUCAGUUACCUUAAUUAAAAACGAACUGUUUUUAGACAAAAAUGAUUAUUUUACCUCCGACAACCUAGACGAAAACAUGGUUACGACAUUCAAUCAUUACAACGAUUUAGCUCAACAGUCCUUAUUCCGUAAGUUAUUGUUUAUUCCCACAUCUAUAGAUGGUUCAUCACAGCAAGAUAGGAGUCAUUCUACAGGUAAUUUAGGCAAACAUCAUUAUCCGUUCCAUGAUCAUGACGGGAGGCAAAUAAACAAUCAUAAUUCGGAACAUCUAUAUCCAGAUGACUUGAUUCAACUUCAGCAACAACAAUCCUUAGGUCAACAGCAUCAUCUAAUGGUCGGUGAUGUCCCAUACUUCCCUCCCCCGCUUCAUCCCCAUCCCAUAUACAAUCACCAUCACCUGAAUCACCAACAUGACAGUUUUUCUAUGACGGUUCCAGCUCCAAAUCAUUUGCUUAGAUCAGGAGCUUUAGAAGAUCACCAUAUUUUACUCAACCAAGGUCAUCUUAAUCAUAGUCAACAGCAUAACAAUAAUAUUACCCAACAUAAUCAAAAUCAAUUUCACCAUCCCGGUUUUACGGGAGCUAUACAAGCUCAAAAAUGUAUUGAUUCAAUUAUUAGAAACAAUAUAAACGAUUACCAUACCAAAACACAUAUGAGUAAUAACAAUAUAGUGAACCAAAGUAGCGAACGACAGGAAAUGAUGGAAAAUUCUGAUAUUUCCGAUAUAAAUAAUAUCACAAAAAGCUUUGUGUCUUUGGACCAGGGAAGACCACCGACUCCCAUUCAUCUACAUCAUCAACAUCAGAGAUUUAAAUUCCUGGAAAAUACUUCUCCAUCCCAAAAUGAUAUGGAGAGAAGUUUCCACAAUAAUCCGGUUAACUCCCUGAAUUUCACACCCGGCAAUGAGCCCAGUUCAGUCAACAAGAAAACUCAAAAAUGUAUUGAUUCAAUUAUUAGAAACAAUAUAAACGAUUACCAUACCAAAACACUUAUGAGUAAUAACAAUAUAGUGAACCAAAGUAGCGAACGACAGGAAAUGAUGGAAAAUUCUGAUAUUUCCGAUAUAAAUAAUAUAACAAAAAGCUGUGUGUCUUUGGACCAGGGAAGCCCAUCGACUCCCAUGCAUCUACAUCAUCAACAUCAGAGAUUUAUUCAAUUCAUGGAAAAUACUUCUCCAUCCCAAAAUGAUAUGGAGAGAAGUUUCCACAAUAAUCCGGUUAACUCCCUGAAUUUCACACCAGGCAAUGAGCCCAGUUCAGUCAUCAAGAAAACUCAAAAAUGUAUUGAUUCAAUUAUUAGAAACAAUAUAAACGAUUACCAUACCAAAACACUUAUGAGUAAUAACAAUAUAGUGAACCAAAGUAGCGAACGACAGGAAAUGUUGGAAAAUUCUGAUAUUUCCGAUAUAAAUAAUAUCACAAAAAGCUGUGUGUCUUUGGACCAGGGAAGCCCAUCGACUCCCAUGCAUCUACAACAUCAACAUCAGAGAUUUAUUCAAUUCCUGGAAAAUACUUCUCCAUCCCAAAAUGAUAUGGAGAGAAGUUUCCACAAUAAUCCGGUUAACUCCCUGAAUUUCACACCCGGCAAUGAGCCCAGUUCAGUCAUCAAGAAAAUCUCAUCGGCUAGUAUAAGACCGAAGAUAGAAAACAAAGAUCUAAUCAUAUCUCCAAACAUUGUAUCACCAAGCGAUAUAUUCUGUUCAGUGCCGGGAAGAUUAUCUUUAUUAAGCUCAACGUCAAAGUACAAGGUUACGGUGGGAGAGGUACAAAGAAGGUUGUCACCUCCUGAAUGUUUGAAUGCUUCUUUGCUAGGAGGAGUGCUUCGAAGGGCUAAAUCUAAAAACGGUGGUAAAACUUUGAGAGACAAGUUGGAAAAAAUAGGACUUAAUUUACCAGCUGGAAGGAGGAAAGCUGCAAAUGUUACACUUCUAACAUCGUUAGUCGAAGGCGAAGCCGUUCAUUUAGCCAGAGAUUUUGGGUAUGCUUGUGAAACGGAGUUUCCUUCUAAACAAGUGGCUGAAUAUAUAUGCCGUCAACAUGACCCAUCAGAAUACUCGACAUAUAAGAAUAUGGUUCUAGCAACUAAACAAGUUACUAAAGAACUUCUUGAUCUCCUCAAUAAAGACAGAUCCCCCCUAGGUAACUCAAGGCCUCAACAAAUCCUAGAACCCAACAUCCAAAAAAAUCUCACACAUUUCAGCCUAAUCACCCAUGGUUUUGGUUCACCGGCUCUUUCGGCUUCCAUUCAAUCUAUACACAAUGUGUUGAAUGAAAUGCUAAAAGCCAUGGAAAAGGCCUCCAUGUCCUCUCAAAAUUCUGGGUACGGAUUAGUCACAGCCCAAAACGGUUCUCAAAACAAUGUGUGGAAUCCUCCUGACAAUUCUCAAUAUUCAAAUAACAAUCACAUGCUAGAUAAUAGCGAAAAUCCCUUAGGGGGAAGUCAAGGACUAACUCAUUACGCUUUAAAUCAACAUCACGGAAUUGUUACCCAUAAACGCGGCCCUCAUGGCAACUCAAAAAAUGCGGGGACUGGUAUAAAUCCCAACAAAUCUCUUAGAAAUUCCGUUAUAAACAAUCACAACGCCAAAAAAGUGAAAAGUAGCCAUAGCAACCAUACGUCUGAUAUGUCGAUGUCCGACAAAAAAGAUUUAUAUGAACAAAAGCUAAGUCAAGAAAAGAUGAUGAUGGAUAUAAGAAAUUUCACCGAGAAUAUUCCUUUGGAGCAACAGCAUCAAGCCAGAGAAAUGAUCUUGAACGCUAAUUAUGGCAUAUUGAUGAACAAUCAGGACGAUUACGGUACCAAGGAUACAGAAAUAAAUGUUCCUAUCGAUAAUGAAAACCAGCAAAGGUUGUUGGGUAUCAACAAUUUAAUGGAUGAGACCAAGAGGCGUCACCAGGCCUAUUUUUUUGACGACAAUUCCCAGCACAACUCUGUCUACAAUCAGUCAUUAACGACUAGCCAAGAUCACCCCAAGAAAGCUUACCUGCAGCAAACAUAUACGCCGGAUGCUUCAUAUAGCGAAAAUGGGGACCCCACUCCCGACCAAUUUGACGAACGGCGGUAUAUGAUAAUCACAUCAGAAUCGAUCAACAGAGUUGAAAUCAGCGAGGAAGACAACGAUUCUUCCAAAAAACCUUCAAAUGUUAAUCAUAAUUUAAGGCAAGAUAACGAUGUUGAAGAUUAUGGCAUGUUAGAUGUACGUUAUAACGAAAAUCAAUUGUUGGAUAGCAAGACUGAUUCAUUCAACCUUCGUGGAUCUAUGGGUUCAUCUCCAGAAUCAGAACCCAUAAAGGAAGUAGGUCUUGUUGAUGAGGAAUUAACCUUCUCUUCGUCGAAACAUCCAUUGGGAUUCAAGAAAUCCAAAUACAUGGAUGAUUUAAACGAUAAAUCAUCUGACAUUUCUAAUGUGGAAGGAAUGGAAUCCACCAUAAACUGUAUGAUAAUCAAGAAGGGGAUCAAAGAAUUAUCUUAUAGUCGCCAGUCUUCUCCAGACAAUGUAACCGAUAAUGUAAAUGUAGUUCAGGAAGAAUGAAUCUUCCUUUUUCUUCCACCAUAUAUAAAUUUAAGAGAAACAAACCUUUUACUCAAAAUUCCUCUAAAUAAAAUUAUGCAAUUUUAGAUAAAAUAACGAUAUUUUUUCAAUGUCAUAACGUUUUUGCAAUAAUGAUAUUUUACUUUAGCCUGAUUAACCGACAUUUAUCUUUAGUUUUGAAAUCAUAUAACGAUUCUUUAUUAUUGAUAUAUAUGUUCCUAUUUAUUUCAUACAUUAUAUAUUUCUUUUAGGAAAAUUUAUACAAUAUUAUAUUAUAUACGUAAUUAUAUGUUUAAAAUUUAUUAAUAAGGAAAAUUAAUAAUUUUUUAUUUUCUCCAUGGAGGGCUAUCAAUCUCAUUUUUAUAAAAAAAGAUCUUAUUUCUUUAUAUAUUAUAUUUAAUAUUAAAAAAAACUUUGAAAUUUAUUUAGAAAUUUUAACCGCGAGAUACAUUCACUAUUUUAUUUUAAGAUAAUGUUGAACAUUCUACAUCCUCGUAAUCAUUCCCGUUUCUUUAAAAUCUUAAAAGAUUUAUUAAUAAAUCAUGUAUAAACUAUAAAAUUAAUAUUUUUUGGUGCUGUUUAUUUUACAGAAUCUUCAUUAUAAU